Messenger RNA from Prorocentrum cordatum, 284 nucleotides. The record is from the annotation of a GenBank genome assembly. NCBI's taxonomy places the organism in Eukaryota, Dinophyceae, Prorocentrales, Prorocentraceae.
AUGAAGCGUUUCGCCUGCACGGGUGCUUCCCACGCCGCGCCCCCGCGGGACGACAAGGAGUGGGCCAUGAAGCGGGACUGGACGGACGCCGAGUUCCAGGAGGGCGACGAGGGCAACCGCGCGCGGCUGCAGGAGUACGAGGACGCCCUCGGCAGCCUGCUGCGGCGCGCCUGUGCCCGAGCGCCCAGUGGCGCGGCGGCCGCGGAGGAGUCCGGGCAGGCCUGCAGCUCCACCGCGCCGGCGCCGCCCGCCGGCGCCGCGGAGCAGCAGGGCGUUCUGGACAG